Neolamprologus brichardi is the source of this 1387-nucleotide messenger RNA. The record is from RefSeq and is a predicted model, not a curated record. Lineage: Eukaryota; Metazoa; Chordata; Actinopteri; Cichliformes; Cichlidae.
AUGGCCAAGACCAAAGAGCUUUCCAAGGAUGUCCGGGACAAGAUUGUGCACAAGGCUCGCAUCAAGACUGCACAGAGGCGGGUGGUGAUGGCCUCCCUCUAUCUGGGAACCGGUCAGCUGGAGCAGGAGCUGGUGGACUGUAUGGAGGAAGCCCUCCAACGUUCCCAGGACAACAGCCAGUCUCCAAACCUGAAAGUCUCCGUAUUGCUUGACUACACACGCGGAUCACGAGGAAAGAUUAACUCAAGGACCAUGCUGCUACCUCUGCUGCAGCGCUUCACAUCUCAGAUGAGGGUAUCUCUGUACCACACUCCAGAUUUGAGGGGGCUGCUGCGCUUGCUAGUCCCCCAGCGCUUCAACGAGACCAUCGGAGUCCAGCACAUCAAAGUCUACCUGUUUGAUGAUAGCAUCAUCAUCAGUGGGGCCAACCUGAGCGACUCGUAUUUCACCAACAGACAGGACCGGUACGUGCUGCUGGAGAACUGCAGGGAGGUCGCCGACUUCUUCUCCGACCUGGUGGAGGCCGUGGGAGACGUCUCCCUGCAGCUCCAGCCCGACGACUCGGUCACCAUGCUCGAGGGCAUGGUGCACCCGUACAAAGGCAACCGGCAAGAGUUCUCGGCAGUGGCGAGGAAGCGGAUUAUGGAGGUUGUAAACUCGGCCCAUAUUAGGCAGCGGCUUCUGAACCAGUCGGAGGACUCUGAGGAUGAGGGGAUGAGCGAGGUGGAGGAGGACACCUGGGUGUUCCCCCUGGUGCAGAUGAAACCUCUUGGCAUCAGAGUGGACGAGCAGGUCACACAGCGUCUGCUGACCGAUGCCGGACCCGAGUCUACUGUGUUUCUCACAUCGGGUUACUUCAAUCUGACCCGGGCGUACAUGCGGCUGGUGCUCAAGGCUGGAGCCAGUUACCGUAUCCUCACCGCCUCCCCCGAGGUCAACGGGUUCUUUGGGGCCAAGGGCAUCGCUGGAGCAAUCCCUGCAGCGUACACUCACAUCGCCAGGCAGUUUUACAAACGGGUGUGCCAGGGGGGCCAGCAGGAGAGGGUACACCUGCAUGAGUACCACCGACCAGAGUGGACCUUCCACGCUAAAGGUCUGUGGUAUUACCUCCAGGGGCAGGAUCGGCCUUGCCUCACUCUAAUUGGCUCCCCUAAUUUCGGUUACCGCUCGGUUCACCGUGACCUGGAGGCCCAGAUUGCCAUAGUAACGGAGAAUGAGGAGCUGCAGAGCCAGCUGCAGGAGGAGCAGGAGAUGUUGUACCGGCGCUCCACUGAAGUGUCCACCUCUACGUUCGAGCGGCCCGACCGCCACGUUAAACUGUGGGUGAAACUGGUCACGCCACUCAUCAAGAACUUCUUCUGAGGUGCAGCCACACACGUGCACAACU